AACAGUCAUAUCAUCACAAGAUCAGAUUCCACCAAACACCAUGUCAUCGGAAACAUCCAACAUCACGUCGGAGAUACCUACUACCGCCACCGUCGACGGUAGCCCUAAUUUCGAUGAUACAGAGCUGACCUUAGGAUUACCAGGUGAAUCUCGCGGAAGAAGUUUAGGAACCAAGCGAAGGUUUUCCGAUAUGAUUGAUCUGAAAUUGGGGGCCAAUGAUCAAUCCGACACCACAUCCUCCGUCGUCAUGAAAUCUCCUCCGUCUAUGGAACAAGUGGUAGGAUGGCCGCCGGUUAGAUCUUACCGAAAGAACAUGACAAAGAGUGAUUGCAAAUAUGUAAAGGUGGCGGUUGACGGAGCACCGUAUUUGAGAAAGGUAGAUCUGGAAUUGUUCACAGGCUAUCAGCAGCUUCUGUGCGCUUUUGAAAACCUGUUCUCCUGCUUCACCGUUCGAAAUGUAUUGAACGAGAGGAAGCUGAUGGAUCCUGUGAACGGUCUGGAAUACGUUCCAACAUAUGAAGAUAAAGAAGGAGAUUGGAUGUUAGUUGGUGAUGUUCCAUGGAAGAUGUUUGUUGAAUCCUGCAAGCGAAUAAGAUUAAUGAAAAGUUCAGAAGCCAUGAAUUAAUUAACAGAUCAGGUCGUGAAUGAUUUACAAUCUAAUUAAGUUCUUCUCGUUUAAUUAGACUACAACAUCAAGAACAACUUCGAAGCAGUGGUUGACUAUUGUUGGAUUAGAGGCAUGAUCAGUAUGGGGAUUAAGACAUGUGUUGGGGUUUCACAGAAACAACCGUUCUAUAAUUUGGGGGUAAAUGAUAUAUCCGUGUACAUCCCAAUCUCUAAUUAAGCCCGUGCAGAGUGAGAUAUACAGGGCUGGUAGUUUGGUUUGAUUUGGUUUGGUUCGGUUUCGUUCGGUUCGGUUCGGUUCGGUUAAGCAUGGGAUAUCGAGUAAGGAAUUGGUGAAAAGAGGACGACAAGUAAUUUGGCGAGUAGGAAAAUGGUUGAAGGAUUAGGAAUAUUUUACAAGUACAUAAAAUCCACAUGCAUGAGGUAAGUACAAAAAAUGCUUGUUGAGGAUUUGGGUGAACACAAACCGCCAAAUUGAAAAAGCGUGCUUUUUUAGGGUUUUGUAAAUUGGAAAAAGCUUUGUUA
This is a messenger RNA of Cynara cardunculus var. scolymus (artichoke), 1149 nucleotides long. Its product is annotated as auxin-responsive protein IAA1-like. Lineage: Eukaryota; Viridiplantae; Streptophyta; Magnoliopsida; Asterales; Asteraceae. Gene Ontology annotation, cellular component: nucleus. The record is from RefSeq and is a predicted model, not a curated record. Gene Ontology annotation, molecular function: protein binding. Bases 41 to 625 code for a protein of 194 amino acids. Gene Ontology annotation, biological process: regulation of DNA-templated transcription. The transcript is spliced from 5 exons.